AUGCAAUGUAAUCUUUUAGAAUCUCCGAUAUCUAUUAAUUAUUUUUUAAAUAAAAAUGAUAUUUUUAAAAACGAUACAGGCAAAGAUUCAAGAAGUUUCAAUGGAGUCGAUUCUGUAACAUUAGGAAAUCGUUAUGAAACAGUCACAACAACAGAUAAUAUUAUUUCAGUUCGAACACAUGCAACGGAUUUAUGUAUCGUUAAAGAUGUACUAGAUAAUGUUUGUAAAAAAGUUUGUAGAUUAGUUUCAUGGAGUAAAUUUGCUGUGAAAAAGUAUCGAACAUGUUUUGAAAAAAGGCAGCAUAAACUAUUUUCUCUUCGACAAAAAUAUCGAAACAAUCUUCAACGAUUAGAGAAUGCCGCUAGAAAAUUGCUAAAUACGUAUGAUACCACAAAUGGUCCAGUCAAUCAAAUUGAAUUAUUUAAAAUUGUGAAAGAAACUAAAACAAAUCAAAUUAAAUUAUAUGCAACAAUGGCAAAACAAAUUCGUGAGAAAUAUCUUAUGCAAAGAAAUCAAAAGAAAAGAAAACUAGAUUUUUAUGAAGAAAAAUUUCGUGAAUAUAUUCAACAAAUGCCGAAAUAUGUUUGCACUGUUUGUCACCGAUGCAUGUUUCAAACGGAUGUUAAAGAGUGUCAUAGAGAAAAAUAUAAAACGAAAUUUAGUGAUAAUGUUUGGUCAUCAACUAUGACAUGUUUUACAGGGGCCUAUGUGGAUAAAGAUGCAUUUGAUUCUUGUAAAAGAACAGAAUGGAUUUGCACGGCGUGUCACAACAUUCUUUGGAAAGGAGGUAUUCCACCAAGAUCUGUUGUAGCUAAUAAUAUGGUUGGAGAACAUAUUCCUGAUGAUAUUCGAAUAUUAAAUGAUUUAGAACGACAUCUUAUUGCUUUAAGAUUACCAUUCAUGAAAAUGAUCUCUUUACCGAAAGGGGGACAAAAAGGAUGCAAAGGUCCAGUUAUAUGUGUUCCUUCUGAGGUACAAGAUACAGCUAAUAUUUUACCGCGACAUCCAAGUAAAUCUGCAUUCAUUCGAUUAAAACUAAAACGUCGGUUGAAUUAUCGAGGUUGGUAUAAGUAUCAGAUGAUAUGUCCGGAUCGUGUACGAAGUGCAUUAAGAAUUCUAUGUGAAAUAAACGAAAAUUACAAAAAUAUAAAAAUUGAUGACAAUGAUUAUGAUUACUUUAAUUGGGAUGAUCAUUUAAUAAGUAAUUUGAGUAAUGAUGAACGUAUAUUUUCGUCUCUAAAAGAAAAAAAUAAAGAGAAUAAUGAGAAUGAAGAUAAAGAUGAAGAUGUUUAUGGAGAUGAGGAAGAUGAUGAACGAGAUCCUAGAAAGAAAUUUUCAAUACCAACUGACACUUGCCUUCAAUCUAAUAUUGCAGAAGAUUAUGUUGAUUUUGAACAAGAUGUCAUUUCUAUUGCACCAGCUGAAAAGAAUCGUCCAGCUUCAUUAUUAAGAGAAAAAGGUUUAGAAGCAAAAGCAUUUCCUCAUCUUUUUCCUGACGGAAAAAAUACAUAUGAUCAAGAAAGAGAGAGAAAACUAAAAUUUAGUACUUAUGCAAAUCAACGUCUAUUUAGUGCUGAUUAUCGAUAUGCAUCAGAUCCACAUUAUAUAUUUUUUUUACAAUAUUUGAAUGACAUUCAACAUGCAAGUUCUGGUAUUAGUUUACAAUUAAGAAAAAGUUGUUCAAAAUCACAGUUUACUCUUCAAAAUAUUUCUGAUAAAAAAUAUUUGUCUAAUAUGUUAAAGAAAGAUAUGAUUUUUAAACAUCUAUUAAAAGUUAGAGGAUCACCACAGUAUUGGUCAUCUACAUUAUCUGAAUUAUUUGCUAUGAUUAGACAGUUAGGAGUACCAACAUGGUUUUGUAGUUUUUCUGCUGCUGAUGCACGUUGGAUAGAUUUACUUCAUUAUUUAGCAGAUUAUCAUAAUAUAGCAAGAAAAAAUAAAUAUACAUGGAAUGAAACGAAUUACUUAUUGAAAACUAAUCCAGUGAUUGUUUCUCGAAUUUUCGAUAGACGGUUUCGAAGUUUUAUGAGAAACAUUAUUUUAUCAAAAUUUGCAGCAUUAGGUGAAGUGAGUGAUUAUUUUUAUCGAGUUGAAUUUCAAAAAAGAGGCUCACCUCAUAUUCAUAUGAUUGUUUGGAUAAAGAAUGCACCAAAAUAUAGAGAAAAUUCAGAUGAAGAAGUAAUAACAUUUAUUGAUAAAUAUAUAACAUGUAAAAUGCCAAAUGAAAAAGAUUUACAUUUAUAUAAAAUUAUUAAGGAAGUACAGACUCACUCAAAAUCACAUUCAAAAUCAUGUAAAAGACGUAAUAAAGUCUGUCGAUUUUACUUUCCGAAACCAAUAUCACGACGAACAUUUAUUGUUAAUAAAAAGUUUAAAGUUGGUGAUGACAAUGAUGAUGAUGAGACAGAUCAAUUGAAUAAUAUUAAAACAAAAUUAAAAGAGAUGAAUAUUUAUCUAAAAGACAUAGAAGAUAAAAAUAUUGUUUUAAAUUGGAAUCAUUUCGAUGACUCACUCGUAAAAGUUGGAUGGAGUUAUGAUGAAUAUGAACGAGCAUUAGAAAACAUAUUACCAGCAGAUACUGUUGUACUUAAACGUGCACCAGAAGAUAGAUGGGUAAAUAAUUAUAAUGAAAAAUGUAUUCUUAAUUGGAACGCAAAUAUGGAUAUACAGUAUGUGAUGAACGCAUAUGCUUGCGGAAAAUAUAUGUUAUCGUAUAUCUGUAAAGCUGAAAAAGAAAUGAGUGAUAUAUUAAAAAAUGUUCAUCAGGAAGCAAAAGAAAAAAAUAUAUCGAUACAAGAAGAAAUGAAAGUUCUUUCAGGUGUAUAUUUUCAUCAUAGAGAAGUCUGUGUUCAAGAAGCAAUCUAUCGUGUAUGUAGUUUAAAAUUAAAACAAGCUAGUAGAAAAGUUGAAUUUGUUCCAACUGAUCCUGAUUGUUUCCGUUUGUCUAAACCAUUAAAUUUAAUAAGGAAAAUGAUAGCUGAAGGUCGAGAAGACAAUGAUGAUAUUUUAUAUAGUAACUUCAUGGAUAAAUAUUUAGAUAGACCUGAUAAUGCUUUAUUCGAUAUAUGUUUAGCUGAUUUUGUGGCUAAAUUCGGAUUUAUCAAUAAAAAAAAUCCAAGAACCCGAGUAGAAACUUGGCCAUUAAAAACAUUAAAUUUUGCAAUUUAUAAACGCAAACGGGAAGCAGUGAUUAGAUAUCCUCGUAUUGAUAUUAAUGAUGAUGAGGAAAAAUUUUAUCAUAAUUUAAUGAGACUUUUUUUACCUAUUCGAAAAGAAACUGAUAUACAAGAACCAUACAGCAAUUUUUUUCAUAAUGGUUAUAUUAAAUUUGUUAGUGGUACAAUAAAUUCUGUGAAGAAAAUUGUUUUAUCGAAUCGGGAACGAUAUGAAUCUAAAAUAAGUAAACAAUUAGAAGAAGCAGUGAAAGAUAUAACUGAGAAUAAUAUACCUGAGGAUGCAUGGGGUGUUCUUUGUGCAGAAUCUGAACUUCAAAACGAAGAGAUUAGUGAUCAUGUAAAGAUCAAGUAUAAAAAGUUAACAGAAUUAGAUACGGAUAAAAAUCCUGAUAUUGAAUACUUAUUAGAAUCUAAAAAGAAGAAACAAAAUGAACAAAAAAAUGUAUAUGAAAUUCAUCCUACAACAUAUCAACCCGAAAAAAUUCGAUCAAUGUUAAAAAAUAUGACACAUGAACAACUGAACAUAUUUUAUUAUGUGAGAGAUUGGUGUCUUCGAAAAAGAGCUAAUCAAGACAUAGAUUGUUUACGUCUUUUUAUCACUGGUGGAGCUGGCACUGGAAAAAGUCAUCUAUUAAAAUGUAUAUAUUAUGAAGCGACUAAAAUAUUAAAUGAAAUUAAUAAUGAUAACAGUAAUGAAAUUCGUACAUUAAUAUGUGCACCUACAAAUGCUGCUGCACUUAAUAUGAAUUGUACAACUAUGCAUAGUACGUUUAAAAUUGGUAUGAAAAAUUUCAACUUGUCCGAAAAUAUUCUAAACACUAUGAGAUCGAAAUUAGAUUCCUUAUGUCUUUUGUUUAUUGACGAAAUUUCGUUAGUUGAUCAGUCUUUAUGGAGAGAAUUACAUACACGACUAAGUCAAAUUACAUGUAAAACUGGUUCCAAUAUUUAUUUUGGAAAUGUUUCUAUAGUUGCCGUAGGUGAUUUUUAUCAAUUACCACCAGUUAAAGGAAUUCCUCUAUAUUUAUCAAUUAAUGUAAUAGAUUAUUGGCAAAAUUUAUUCGAAUAUUCUGAAUUAACGAUUUGUCAGCGAACGAAAGAAGCAGAUUUUUAUGCUCUAGCAAAUCGAAUUCGUAAGAAAACAAAAAAGGAGACUUUCUCUGAAAAAGAUAGACAAAUUUUACAACGGUGUGUUAAUAGAUAUAAUUCAAAAAUCUAUCAAGACGAUUGCUUACAUUUGUUUGCUUGGAAUAAAUUUGUUAACGAACAUAAUGAGAAUAUGUUAUCAUUGAAAUGUAAAAACAUUGUUGAUAUACCUGCAAAAAAAAUAAAAAACACUGAAAACCAAUUAGCCAGAAAAAGAAAAAAGAAAUUAAAUACCUGUGAUUAUGAACAUUUAAGAAUUGCAGUUAAUGCCCGAAUUGUAAUAGAAGAAAAUGCUAAUCGAGAUGAUGGUAUUGUUAAAGGAGCAUUUGGAAAUGUUGUUGAAAUUGUUUUUGAUUCUAAUAAAAAAGAUUUUGUUGAUCAUAUCAGAAUUAAAUUUGAUAAUCCUGAUUGCGGACGUCAACACCAAAAAAUUUGUGAAAUUUGUCGAAAAGAAAAGACUGUUUGUAUUCAAAGAUACAAUAAUCCAUGGGAUGAAGAUGGACAAAGAAAAAAUACGGAACAAUUUCCAAUACGAUUAGGUUGGGCUUCAACUAUUCAUAAAGUACAAGGUCUAACUGUGAAAUCAGUAGUAAUUGAUUUAAAAAAAUUUAAUCAAACAGGACAAGGUUAUGUUGCUUUUACACGUCCGCCUAAAGGUGAAGAAGUUUAUCUUACACAGUUCAAAGAUGAGGCAUUUUUUUGCGAUGAACGUAUAGAAGAAUCCACUAGUAAAAUGCGAAAAAUGUCGUAUCAGUAUGCUCAAAUGGAAGAUGCCUCUUUAUUUCGAAUAGGUUUUCAUAAUGUUGAAGGCCUUGAAGCACAUUAUGAUCAUAUUAAAAAUCAUCAUUGGUAUAAAAGUUGUCAUAUUAUUUGUAUUAAUGAAACUUGGUUAAAGUCUUGCACUUGUCAAUCAGAAUUAGAAAAUUUUACAUUAAUUACUCAAAACCGAUCCGAUUCAUAUAGUAAUUCAAAUUUUAGUGAACGUGAUCGAGGUGGAGUUGGAAUUUUUAUACACAAUAAUACAUAUUUUGAAAAACUUAAUUUACCUUUAUGUGAUAUUGAAUCUCUAACAAUAAAAACAAAUAUUUUGAAUAAAGUAUGCUUUGUAACAACAGUUUAUAAACCACCACAUCUAAAUUCAAAACAAUUUAUAACUAAUUUCGAUCAUCAAGUUGCUUUAAUUAAUGAUGAAAAGAGUCAGCAUAUCAUUGUUGGAGAUUUUAAUGAAGACACAAAUCAAAUAAAUACACCAAUUCAUAAUUACUUUAAGAUUCAAGGCUUUAAAAAAUUAGAUACAGCAGCUACCACUAUUGGUAAUACAUCAUUAGAUUGUAUUUUUAUUAAAAAUAUUGGUUUAAAAGAAAAAAUAAGUAUAAUACCAGCGUAUUUUUCUUAUCAUAAUGCUUUGAUGCUCGAACUCUUUGAAACCGAUAUAAAUUCAAAAGAAAUAACUUCCUUUCAUAAUCAUAUAAAAAAAAAAGAUAUUGACAAUUUGCAAUGGAAUUCAAUAGCAAAUUGUUGUUCUAAAAAAAAGAAAUUAAAUAAUAGAAAGAAUCAAGUUAAAAGAAAAAAAACAUUGAAAGAAAUAAAAUUAAAAAAAUUGAGUGAAAAACAAAAAAAAAUAUUGGAAGAAAGUCAAAAUGAAGAUUAUAUACCACGAAAUUCUUCGUAUAUCUUGGAUGAAGAUAAGGUUAUCGAAUAUAUUCGUGCUUUAUAUAUAGCAAAUUAUAAUUCAUGGUAUAGCUAUCAAGAUAUUCAGGAUCUUCUUGAAAAAGCAUUUGAGAUGAGAAAACAUGAUUUAUUAAGAAACAAUCGAUAUGUCUAUAUUUUUACUCCGAUUCUAGGAACUAAUAUUAUUAAUGAAAAUUUUGAUACAAAUAAUGAAUUAUUUGAUGCUAUUAAUGCAUUUCAACGUCAACGUUAUGUUGACAGUUCAUAUGCACAAAUUAAUGAACUUAUUAUUCCAUUGAAUGUUGAUCAACUACAUUGGAUAUUAUUAAUUAUUGUAUAUCCUGAACAAGCAAACAACGCCUAUUAUGUUUUCUAUUUUGACCCUCUCGGUCAGGCAAUACCUGAACCGAUUGUCAAUACUUUAAUGAAAUGUAACUUUAUACAAAAUGAAAAUCAAAUUCAAUCUAACUUUCAACAAAUAUUACAGAGAGAUGGCCGAAAUUGCGGUCCAUGGCUUGUUGUAUGUGCAACAAAUUGGCUCGAAACAAAGGAAAUUAAUAUGCAAUAUUUAUCAUUAUUUAAUAUUGAACAUGAACGAAAAUGUCAUGAAUCUUAUCUGUACGAUGUAUAUCUUGCAAGACAUAUUGAAAAGAAAUAA
This is a messenger RNA of Rotaria sp. Silwood1, 6648 nucleotides long. Lineage: Eukaryota; Metazoa; Rotifera; Eurotatoria; Philodinida; Philodinidae. The record is from the annotation of a GenBank genome assembly.